AUGAAGUUCUCCACUGUCUUUGCUGCUGCCGCUCUCUUCUCCGCUGCUCAUGCCCGCCCGAGAUACAUCGCUCGUAGCAGCAGUUUCUUACUACAAAACGGCGAAGACGCCAUCGCCUUGAACAACCAAUUCAAGACCCUGACCACCAACUCGACGUGUACGACCGGAUCGAACGCGUGUGUCAACGGAGAGUUUGCACAGUGCGUCGGCGGGAAAUAUGUUCUCCAGUCAUGUGGGUCUGGCCUGACUUGCGCUGCUUUGCCUCUUGUCAACUCGGCGGGCACAAGUAUCACUUGCGCGACCGAGGCUGAUGUGCAGUCUCGCAUCGCUGCCACUGGUGCCACCAGCGCUGCCAAUUCGACUUCGUCUUCGGUCGCGUCUGCAUCUGCAUCUGCGUCCGCAUCUGCAUCGGUUUCCUCAUGCUCAGCCACCGCGACUGCGAGUGCUGCCGCUGCCGCUUCGACCUCGAUCACGUCAACGGGUACGACCUCAUCCGGAACCACGAGCGCGUCGAACAACACUGCUGCCCAAUCGUCGCUGACGCUCCUCAGCUCUCUCAUUAACACCGGCUUCGAGGACAACGGCACAAACGAGUUCAGCCCCGAGGCCGGAGAGAUCGCCUCCGCGACGUCCUCGAACAACUUCAUCAAUUUCUGUGCGACGGUCAACAAGCCGCUCACAAACGGCACACAGGCCGCCAACGGCUCCUGCAACGCCGCGCCGAUGGGAGUGAUCGCGGGGACGAAUAACAUGCCUUCCGCCAAGUGGGUGUAUCCUGCAAACAUGGACACGGUCCCCGCGAACCAGAACUUCACCGUCGUGCUCGCGGUCUCGCACCUGCAGACCGGACACUUUGUCAACCCGGCGACGAACUUCUUCGCUGCGCCCCAGACGGUGAACGACACUACGGGCGACAUCCAGGGCCACUCGCACGUUGUCAUCGAGAAACUUCAGGCGCUCAACCAGACGACGCCGACCAGCCCCGGCACGUUCGCGUUCUUCAAGGGCCUCAACGAUGUUGCGGUCAACGGGACGCUCUCGACAGUCGUGACUGGGGGCCUGCCUGCGGGCGUGUACCGCAUGGCCUCUAUCAACGCUGCGGCAAACCACCAGCCAGUUCUGGUCGCUGUUGCGCAGCAUGGCGCGUUGGACGACAUGUCGCAUGAGUUCCUGUACGACCAUUUACGACACGACGACUUGAUCUAA
Fibroporia radiculosa is the source of this 1206-nucleotide messenger RNA. RefSeq lists its product as uncharacterized. The transcript is spliced from 5 exons. The record is from RefSeq and is a predicted model, not a curated record. The coding region runs from base 1 to 1206 and encodes 401 amino acids. Lineage: Eukaryota; Fungi; Basidiomycota; Agaricomycetes; Polyporales; Fibroporiaceae.